UUGGUCACCUGUGGGUUAAAAAGGCAAAUAAAUAAAAAUAAACCAGGUAUUAUACUGGAAUGAAAGGUAAUAACAGUUGCAUGUAGUCCAGAUCUUAAACAGUAUUUUAUUUUGGAGUGUAUUUGUCAUUUUCACACAUCUUAAGAGAAAACUCGAGAAACGACCUGUGUGCAUUUUUAUAUCCCCAUAUAUAAGGAUAUAGCCUAUUAAUAUCCAGAUAUUAUGGAAAAAAAAAUCACAUGAUUUUGACAUUUUUGAGUAAAAAAAAGGUAAUUGGAUUAACUAACUCUGUGCACUAUCAUGUCUAUAAAGUUGAUAACCUGUGUUAUUUGUUCUUUUUAGUUUACCUUGACAUGGAUAUGAAAAUGUUUGUGGAUCCUCAGAGGAAAACACCGUUCCCUGGUCCUCUGUACCAACACGCUGUGGACCCCACCGUCUUCUACAGUGACAAAAACCUGUCAGUACCAGUCAAUCUGAUAGAGCUCGACUUUAAAUGUGAGAACAUCGGGCCAGAGAGCCGCUCGUCACCGGCGCCCAGCCCUUCGUCCCCACCCACCAACGACGGCUUCACCAAGGACCACACGCUGUUCCUCAUCGACCUGAUGCGGCAGCACGUCACAAGCGACGGCGACAGUCUGCCGCGAACCCUGCAGGACCUCAACGCGCGCCUCAAGACGGCAAAGCCCAAGAAGAAGAUGCUGUGGAGCGAGGCGGCGCAGAAGCUCGGGGAACACUUCCACCUCUGCUUCUGUCCCGAGAAGGUGGCCAGGAAGUGGAACACGCUCAUGGAGGCGUACAAGAAGGUAAAGGACAACAGCCGGACGCCAGGGAAGGCGACCACGCGCUUCCAGUUUUUGGCCGAGAUGGACGACCUGCUGGGAGUGCGGCACGACGUGGUCUUCCCCGUCAUCGGCUCGUCUGAGGGGUUGGAGGUGCGCAGGGAGGCGCUGGGGAAAAUGAGCAGCAGCAGCAGCAGCACAGCAGCAGUUUCAGAGACUUCGAGCGCCCUGACAAAGGGGUUAGGAGGAGGAACACCGCCGCCUCCGACCGCACACAUACCCCACAAACGCAGAAGGGUGGAUGACGAGGUGAUGGAGUUCCUGCAGCAAUCAGAAGCAGCGAGUCAGCGGCGCCACGAGGAGACGAUUGCACAGCUGAGGUCAGCACAGCAGGGCUUUGAGACGCUGAUGAACAAGCUGUUGGACAAACUGUGAUUUGUCGUGGUUCACUUUUCUGACUGUAAAUAACAACACAUUUUUUACACAUAUAUUAUUUUUUCUGUUUUAUAUAUAUACUUGUAUGUUUAUUGCUCUUGUUUGAUUGCAAUUAUUAAUCGAUUGCUAAAUGAUUCAAAACAUGUUUUA
Solea senegalensis (Senegalese sole) is the source of this 1364-nucleotide messenger RNA. RefSeq lists its product as uncharacterized. The coding region runs from base 240 to 1214 and encodes 324 amino acids. NCBI's taxonomy places the organism in Eukaryota, Metazoa, Chordata, Actinopteri, Pleuronectiformes, Soleidae. The transcript is spliced from 2 exons. The record is from RefSeq and is a predicted model, not a curated record.